This is a messenger RNA of Lachancea dasiensis, 1659 nucleotides long. The record is from the annotation of a GenBank genome assembly. NCBI's taxonomy places the organism in Eukaryota, Fungi, Ascomycota, Saccharomycetes, Saccharomycetales, Saccharomycetaceae.
AUGACAGUCGGGAAGCCGAAUGUGCUAAUCAUUGUAGCAGAUGACCUCGGUUUUACAGAUUUAGGAAGCUUUGGUGCAGAAAUCCAGACCCCAAAUUUGGAUCAAUUGGCUGAAAGUGGAUUGAAGUUUACAAGUUUUCACACUGCAUCUGCCUGUUCGCCUACGAGAUCAAUGCUCUUAUCUGGCACUGAUAAUCAUUUAGCGGGCCUUGGUCAAAUGGCCGAGUACGCUAGAAAUUUCCCUGAAAAGUUCCAGGGAAAACCAGGCUACGAGGGAUAUCUCAAUUACAAAGUUGCGGCCUUACCAGAAAUUUUGAGCCCCGAGUAUUACACUUUAAUCUCCGGAAAGUGGCAUCUCGGCCUGCACGAGCCUUAUUGGCCCGACAAGCGAGGGUUUGAGCAAAGUUUUACGCUCUUGCCAGGAGCUGGAAAUCACUACAAGUUCGACACCUCUGAAAAAGAAUUCAUGCCUUAUUUAUAUCAAGAGAACGGGCGGCGUUUGGACCCUGAGAAAGAACUACCAGAUGAUUUUUACAGCUCUUCUUAUUUCACCGACAAGUUUUUGAGCUUCCUCGAAGAUGAACAGAAACGUAAAGGAAGGCCCUUCUUUGGUCUACUCACGUACACGGCACCUCAUUGGCCGCUGCAGGCUCCUGAAGAAACGAUAAAAAAGUACAAAGGUGUUUAUGACAGCGGUCCACUAGCAUUGCGUAAGCAAAGGCUUGAGAAGGCCGCCGACUUGGGUAUCAUAACUGCAGAUACCAUUCCCCACCUAGUGGAAACAAAAGACGAAAAAGUUUGGGAUGAGUUGAGCGCGGAAGAGAAAACGUACAGUGCUCGCAAGAUGGAAACAUAUGCGGCAAUGGUUGAUGAGCUAGAUAAAAAUGUUGGUCGUGUCAUUGAAAUAUUAAAGGCUAAGGGAGAGCUUGAAAACACAGUUAUCAUGUUUAUGUCGGACAAUGGGGCAGAAGGUAUGCUUUUGGAAGCAUUGCCAUUUGGGGGCACGUCUUUCGCGGAUAAGAUAGGUGACAAGUAUAACAAUGAACUCGAUAACAUUGGGAAAGGUGACAGCUUUGUUUAUUACGGGGACCUUUGGGCACAAGCUGCAACUGCCCCAAGACACAUGUAUAAGAUGUGGGCUACAGAGGGAGGCAUUAAUUGCCCCUUGAUAUUCCACUAUCCAAAGCUGACCCGCGAAUGGGCUGGAGGUGACACUAUUGAAGCUUUUACAACAGUAAUGGAUAUUCUGCCAACAGUGCUUGAUAUAACCGGGGUGCCUCACCCAGGCAAGUACUUUAAAGGAAGGGAAGUUUAUGGGGUACGUGGCACAUCGUGGAGCCCUUUUCUUCAAAGACGGUCAAAGACCAUACAUGACGACAAUACCGUCACUGGCUGGGAGCUCUUCGGUCAACGUGCCAUAAGGAAAGGCUUUUACAAGGCUCUGUACGUACCGCCACCACUUGGUACGGGCGAAUGGGAAUUGUAUGAUCUUGCGCAGGAUUUGGGCGAAACAAAGAAUUUGAGCGACGUCCUGCCAGAAGUUCUCAAAGAUCUCAUUAACCAUUGGUCAAUUUACUCUGCUGAAACAGGCUUGAUAGAAGUCAACGAAUAUCCAAAAGGAACAAAAUACCAUCCGCAGAUUAUCGAGGACAAACAUUAA